Messenger RNA from Zychaea mexicana, 3005 nucleotides. RefSeq lists its product as uncharacterized. The record is from RefSeq and is a predicted model, not a curated record. Gene Ontology annotation, molecular function: sterol binding; sterol transfer activity. Gene Ontology annotation, cellular component: endoplasmic reticulum membrane; endoplasmic reticulum-plasma membrane contact site; plasma membrane. The transcript has 8 exons. Gene Ontology annotation, biological process: intracellular sterol transport. Bases 447 to 2579 code for a protein of 710 amino acids. NCBI's taxonomy places the organism in Eukaryota, Fungi, Mucoromycota, Mucoromycetes, Mucorales, Lichtheimiaceae.
UGUUGAUGGAGUAUAAAAAGGACAUGGCAUUUUGAUCUAUGAAACCUCGAGGUCACCAGGCAAAUGAACUAGUAACAAUAAUAACAACAACAAGCACUAUCGUCAUCGUCAUCAUCACUCAUUCAGUUGCUCGGUCCCUUCCUUCUGUUCCCUUUCACCAAAGCCCAAGCAGCCCCCCCCCUCGUUUCCCUUCUUCUUCUUCUUCCACUUUGUUGUUUGCUGCUGAGUGUUGCUUGCUGCAUACUGUAUCCUCGUCUUCCUCAUCAUAAAUCAAUCAAUAAUCACUAAUAAUAAUAAUAAUCUUAUUAUAAUACAGCACUUCCUUUUAUCCCUUUUCUUUCUCUUCUUUCUCCCACUUUCUCUCUCUCUCUCUCCCUCCUUCCCUUUCUCACUUUCCACCCACACUUUCUCUCCUUCUGUCUCUUCUCUCCAUUCCUUCACCUUUCAUGAUUGCGGCGCAAUCACCAGACAACUACAACAACAGCAACAUGGUUACUAUGGGACCCAGUCCAACAGCUGCGUCCAACUCUACGCCCAUUCUAUCACGCAACAGCAACAACGCCAACCACGAAAUCAACAACAAUGAUGCAUCCAGCAAACACCACCUCCCACUUCCUUCACCUGCCACUUUGUCUCAGUCGCGCCGAUCCAGCAUGUCCACUGCUACAAGCAUUGAUUCGCCCCAAACUCCGCUCAAGUCCAAACGUUCUGACGACGUACUAGCAACAACAACAAAGAUGGCCAGUACCAAGCGAAACAUCGAGUUCCAUACACUUUUCCGAAGCGUUCCCGAAACAGAUCAUCUUAUAGAUGACUAUGGCUGUGCAUUACAGAAAGAAAUUCUGACUCAAGGACGUAUGUACAUCUCCGGAUCCCAUAUCUGUUUCAACGCAAACAUCUUUGGCUGGGUGACCAAUCUCGUGAUUGACUUUACGGAUAUUGUCGAUAUCGAGAAACGGACAACCGCCAUCUUUAUUCCAAAUGCCAUUUUGAUAUCAACGACUCAGGCCAAGUACUUUUUUGCAUCGUUCUUGUCCCGUGAUCAAGCAUAUGAUCAAAUCACCCAACUGUGGCGGGAAUCACAACGUCGUGCGUCGCCUAGCAGUGAAGUUACAAGAGUAGGCGGCUAUGAUGAUGGUCUGUUGACCGACGAUUCCAUGUCCUCGUUGUCGUAUGAUACGGAGAGUUCGGCUGAUCGCGAUACAUUGCUUCCGCCACCCGCUUUUUGUCCGCCACCUCCCUCUGACUGUGACAACAGUGUCUAUGAGCGACAGAAUUCAUUGGCAACACUGCCAAGCGCCACCAAGCAUCCUCAGUUGGACAGGCGUCGAACGGCUUCGGAAUCUCAAUUGUCGGCCAAGAAAAACAUGGAUGCCAAGCAACAAUCUCAGCAGCGACAAGAACAAUCGAGUAAUAAUGAUGUGGGUGACGAAAAAUCAACCGCGUGCGGCUGUCAAAGCAAUGGCGGUCAUUAUACACAUACCGUGAUGGAUCAAUUGUAUCAGGGUAGCAUUGAGAAUGUGUACAGCUUGCUAGCCAACCGCGCCUUUUUGCAAAAGUUCUUGACCGAGAUUGAAAAGAAUACGGAUGUUGAUAUCGGACCAUGGCAAAAGGGGGAAUCAGUCCACUCGGAGCGUGCCAUUUCGUACAUCAAACCGCUUUCCAAUGCAAUUGGUCCUCGAUCGACCAAAUGUAUUCUCAAAGAGCAAGUCCAUCACAUGGACGUGGAGAAUUACGUUACCCAAUUGAUAACGACACAAACGCCGGAUGUACCUUCCGGCAGCUCAUUCUGCGUCAAAACACGCAUAUGCAUCAUGCGUGCUGGUCAAGGAAAAGUACGCGUGCUUGUCACGAUGAUUGUAGAAUUUAAAAAAUCCUCCUGGUUGAAAUCUACUAUUGAAAAAGCAUCGAUUGAUGGCCAAAUCAACUAUUACAAAGGCAUCGAUGCUGCCAUUCGAAAAUACAUGCAAUCCCAGCACCAACAACAUCAGCCGCCUCUUCCAAAACAUCAUCGUCGCCGGCGACGACAUCCAUCAUCCCAUCAUCCUCAUGAAAAGCAUCAGCAGCAGCAUCAGCAUCAUCAUCUUCAUCAAACAAAGCAACAAGGUCAAGCAAACAAAAAGACGUAUGAUGCCGUCGUGAAAUCGUUCUAUGCUGGUGUGUCUGCUGGUACGGAAUGGGUUCUACAGAACCCUGCGCCAUCGACUCAGCAAUUGAUGGUAGCAUGCAUGGUGCUACUCGUCCUGAUCAACGUCUAUAUUGCGACGAAAAUGAAUCAUGUGAGCAGUAAACUAACCAACCAUAACAGUAACUUUCAACAUCCAUACGACGAACCGCCUUCGUUGAUGGCAAGAACAGCAGCAGCGAACUGGAAUUGGCUUAGCCAGCAACAGGAACAGCAAGAGAGUCUAAGACCUGAAGAUCAACAAAAUGAAUCUCAUCCAAUGGUCUCUGGCUUAAAUCGCCAGAUUUUGGAGAUCGAGCGUAUGAUCCGACAAGCGGGUCAGAGCAUCGACGAGGUUUCUAAAGCUGUUCAGCAGCAGCAGCGCAUGAUGGUCCAGGAUGAAUGGCCCUUAUAAGUCACCUAUCCCUCCAGACAUACAAACAAACGAAAAGUUUAUUCUGUUUCUUUCUCUCAAUGUAAAUACGUUUUUCUUUUAUUCCUUUUUGCUUUGAAACAACAAACAAACAAACAGACAUUUCUACAAGGAAGCAACAAGCAAGAUUUUCCUGAUUUCUCUCCCCCUCCCAGUCAUUCCUUAGCUCUUUUUUGUUCCCUCAUACACACCUCUUCAUUCUCUCUAUCCUCCUUUUAUUACUAUCAUACUAGCUCUUUCCAUACUCGUCGUCUUAUAUAACCGUCCUUACUUAUCGAUAUGUCUGAAUAGAUAGUCUUUUGUCUUUUUCUAAUAAAAAGUGACAAGCCUCAUUUCUAAGUAUUGGAGGAGUUGUUACUUCUUUUACUUGACUAAAAGAAACACCCUUGUCACUACAAACAUUUUGCC